Molecule: messenger RNA, 2283 nt
Organism: Closterium sp. NIES-65
Lineage: Eukaryota; Viridiplantae; Streptophyta; Zygnematophyceae; Desmidiales; Closteriaceae
Source: the annotation of a GenBank genome assembly
AUGCAACAGCCUUGUAUCCAACCAGACGUCAAAAAGCCUCUCUUCUCGACUCCCUUUCUCUCCUGCCUUUCUCCAUCUGCAGCCCUGUAUUGGACCUACACAUUCAAUUGCUUUGGCGACCAGUCGUGGCGCUUUGCCAGAGCAGCCCUGCUCUCGUUAUUGCAUCACUCGUGGCCAGUGGCUGUAGCAAGCUUCACUAGCCGGUAUAUCCAUCUCUUUUCCCACCCUCCUCCCUCAAGCUUCUCUCUCUUUACACUCUUCCGCUCGUGCUGUCCCCUCUCCCCACCCCCGCUGAUGUCCUUCUCUUCUCCUCUCUUCCCUUUCCACUCCUUCACCACCUCCCCAUCUCGCCAACUGUCCCACACAUACCAGCUGGUGGCAUUUGUAGCAUGCCCGUUGGUGGGUAGCCUCAUGGAUGCAGCUCCCAGAGUGCGUGCGUUUAGCACCAUCGUCCUUGCUCAGUCCACAGCCAUCAUGAUCGCCGCAACAGCCAUGAUACACGCCUUGCAACAUGCCUUCCCUGCCGUAGCAGCAACAGCAGCAGCAGCAGCACUGGGUGCUGCUGGCUCAGCUGCCUCGUCGGUUGCUACACCAGCCGCCGCGUCAGCUGCUUCGCCGGUUGCCACAUCAGCCGCCGCGUCAGCGCUCUCAGCUGUCCCCGCAACAGCUGUGUUACGGCAGGGGUGGUUCGUUGUGCUGGUGGUGGCGGGAUGUGUUGACAAACUUAUGGGACUGGCUUCAGGAGUGGCGUUUGAGAAUGACUGGGUUCUUGUGCUUGUUGGGCCGAAUCGGCCUGUGCCUCUGGCGACUGCCAGCGCCAUGCUGAGGCGGGUGGAGCAGAGCUGCGAGGUAGCAGCAGCGCUCAUCUUUGGAUGGCUCAUUGCAGCUUGGGGCCCGCUGGUCUGCGUCAAAGCAUGCCUCGCCCUCGUUGCACUCUCCCUCCCUGCCAUGGGGGGCAUGGUAGCCGUUGUGGCAGCCCCAGCAGCAGCAGCAGCAGCAGCAGCAGCAGCAGCAGCAGCAGCAGCAGCAGCAGCAGCAGCAGCAGCAGCAGCAGCAGCAGCAGCAGCAGCAGCAGCAGCAGCAGCAGCACUAGCGACAGCAGCAGGAAAGGCGCUCUCUCACCCUGCCAUUCAACCGCGAGAGGCUAUUUCAGGCAGCGCAAAGGCAAAUGGAGAGCCAGCACAGGGGAUGGGAACCACAUUACGAAUGGCAGAGGUGGCAGGAUCAGCGCUGGAGAGAGCGGUGGGGGAGUUGCGGCAAGUGGUUGAGGCGGCAAAAGAAGGGUGGUGCUGCUAUGUGCAUCAGCUGGUGAUGCCUGCGAGUAUGGCAUAUGUGCUUCUGUGCUUCAACGCUGUUUUGGCUCCUGGUGGGCUCAUGACCUCGUACCUCACGCUCCAUGGGGUGCACAUGGGGGUAAUAGGCGAGUUCAGCAGCGCGUGUGCCGCCAUGGGGUUCGCGGCUACGUUCGUCUCGCCGCCGCUCGUCGCUCGCCUCGGAGUUCUGCAGGCAGCCAGUGCAGCACUGCUAUUUCAACCGCUGCUGCUCUUCAUCUUGAGGCGCCUCAAAAGUCGUAUUGCUCUCUCCCUCUCCUCUCUCUCCUUCCCAGGUCGGCAGUGCGGCGCUGAUCUAUCAAGCGAUGCUGCUCUUCCUCGCGCUGCUCACCUUCUCGUCAAUCUCCUUUGCGCCGCCUUCUCUGCAGCAAGGCCUGCUGCUGCUCUUCCUCCUGCUCAUCGUGAGUCUGCUACUAACGAGGAAUUCCGUACUGCAGCACUUCCCAUCACGUUCGAAAUCGUCGGCGCGCAAGUCAUCCAGACGGCCGUCCCCGCCGCAUACGCUAACUCCUUCGGCUCCACCGAAAUGGCACUAGCAAGUCUCGCAGAGCUCCUCAUGUUUGCGCUCGCCAUAGUUCUCUACGAUCCGCGGUAUUUCGGCGCGCUCGUGCUCAUGUCCGUUGCUGCCAUCUUUGCCGCGGCUGCGCUCUACUGCUCCUGGCUGGCUUGGCCGGACUCGAGGCUGGGGAAGGUGUUUCCGAACCAGCCGGAGGCUUGGUGGAGGAAGGUGUUGUGUGGAGAAACGAAGUCGGAAGAAAAGGAGAGGGUGGAAAAAGCUCGGUUGGGUGAUCUAGAGAUGGAGAUUGGACGAAGCACAGGGAAUGGGAAGCCUUUCGGGGUGAAGAAGUCGUGCGGUGGUGCUGAUCAAGAUAUGGUGAUCAUGAUUGAUAAAGGAAAGGUAAUUGAGCUAAGCGAGGAGGCGCUAAUUGCUACUGCAGGGUUUCGGGUUUGA